This is a messenger RNA of Aspergillus tubingensis, 2124 nucleotides long. Its product is annotated as alpha/beta-hydrolase. Bases 1 to 2124 code for a protein of 707 amino acids. The record is from RefSeq and is a predicted model, not a curated record. The transcript has 3 exons. NCBI's taxonomy places the organism in Eukaryota, Fungi, Ascomycota, Eurotiomycetes, Eurotiales, Aspergillaceae.
AUGUUUGUUUCUCUGAAUGUUCUGGUGGCACCAGCUUUGUUUAUUGCAUCGGCCGUUGCCACCAGUGGGCCGACUUUCGCUCGUGCUGCAGGCGACACACGGAGCGAUGAUGCUACAGUCUUCUUCGAGAAUGACGGCAACUGGACAUCUCAUGGAACCAAGCCUAGCGCUCUAUUCAUCAACACGCCCUCGAGUUAUGCUGAUGCCAAUGCGGUGUGUGCAGCACAGAAUGAGGCAUUGCUGAGCUGCGAGGAAUAUGCCAACUACGAGAACCUAUUCGGUUACCAGCAAUACCUGGGUAGAAUCACUACCGAUCAGCUGUUCUGGUCAUCAUGCUCUUCCUCGUCUCCAACUUCAUGGCGCGGUGUUGUUCAGAGCAGCACGAAUUCAUCCUCUGAUCUUCCCUUUCUGUGCACCAACAGCGCCCCUCUUGUUGACAAAGUAGACACAGAUUACUCUGGUUUCCCCCGUGUAAAUGUCACUUACAACGGUACGACUUUCGAGGGCAUGAGGGACCACAUGGCAUUUCGCUUCGCUGGCAUUCGCUUUGCUCAGCCCCCGACGGGGGAUCUACGAUUCCAAUCGGCGCAGCCGUGGAAUCAUACUAUUCCGUAUGUGAACGCCACGAGUUACGGACCGGCCUGUUUGCAGUUUGGUUACUUUGAUGGCAACUCGUAUGGUCUGAACCCCUGGGGAAAUAGUGAAGACUGUCUGUUCCUCAACAUCUGGACGCCACAUAUCCCGUCAGCCGACUCCUUGGAUCCUGACAACGGGAAGCCCGUGAUGGUUUGGAUCUAUGGUGGUGGGGAUACCCAAGGCUCGGCCGCUGACUCCACUUUUGAUGGGGCUAGUCUUGCGUCUCGCUCUGAUGUUGUGGUUGUCUCGUUUAACUACCGGGUCAAUAUAUUCGGCCUUUUAGCUCUAAACGAUGGAGAGCUCAACGGCAACUACAUGAUGACAGAUAAGAUUCAAGCAUUGCGCUGGAUUAGGCAAAACAUCGCUGGAUUCGGGGGCAAUCCGAAGAACGUGACCAUUUUCGGUCAAUCUGCCGGUGGAUCAUCAGUCAAUGAUCUGAUUACAUGUCCCGCAAUUAUUGGCGAAGACCUCUUUCAAAAUGGUAUCGUCCAGUCGGGAAAGUCAAAUGUCGCUACUGCCGAAGUCGCUGCAGCUUACGCCCAACCCUACAUUGAGAAAUUCUGUAACGGCACAGCCACGCAGCGAGCUUCUUGCCUGCGGUCAUUACCUGCAGAGACCCUUCUUGAUAUCAGCAACAACAGUAUCAGUUGGUACACCGUCAUCGACGGUCACUACUCAGCCGACUACACUCAAGCUCGAUAUGCACUCGGAGCACAGUACAUCAACUCAGUCAACGUCCUAACGGGCAACAUGCUCGAAGAAUACCAGUCGCUCGCAACCACAACUCUCUGGCCUAGCAUGAGCAAUUUCAGCGAGGCAUUAGAGAUCCUCAUCAACGAUGCCGCCAUCAACGAAGCCCAAGCAGAAGCGGCCCUCAACUCAGGACUCUACACAAUCACCAACAACACGGUCUACAACGGCAGCACAACCUACACCUCGGUCUACAACGCCUCAGUCCACCUCGGUACCGAAGGCCAACUAUACUGCGACGGCACACUCCUGCAAUGGAUCGCCGCUGCCUCCUGGGCCUUCAAGUCCCACUGGUUCUACAUUCACAACCGAGGCUACGCACUCAGCUACUAUGACUUUUACGAUCUGUGUACCUUCCCCGUAGGAAAGCCAGAUACUCCAUACUACCGCUGCCAUAGCAGCGAUCUGUAUGAGGUCUUCGGUACAUACUAUAUCUUCGAUCAGCCAGUGCGUGUGCCCGAGGAUAUUUACUACACCAACGCGAUCCAGGAUAUGUGGGGUGCUUUUGCCCGGACUGGGAACCCGAAUGUCGAUCCGGCGUACUUGAAGGCGCGAUCGUAUGAUUCGACGAUUGACUUCUUCUUUGGCUUCGAGUGGCCGCAGUUUACGGUGAAUAGUCCGAGGGUUGCGUCGUUGCAGUACCCCGGGCCGCAGGUGUCUUCGCUGCCGUAUCAGGAGCACUGUGAGGUGUUGUUGCCGCAUGUGACGAAUCCCAGUGCUCCUAAUGCUACUGCAUAG